UGCCCUGGCCGGAUACAACGGCACCAUCUUCGCUUACGGUCAGUCUGGCAGUGGAAAGACCUACACAAUGACCGGAGGCUCCGAACUCUUCACCAAUCGAGGUCUGAUCCCUCGCGCAAUUACCUACCUGUUUGAUAAGUUCGCGGAGGAUCCAAAUGCUCAAUACGUGCUGAAGAUAUCCUACCUGGAGUUGUACAAUGAUGUUGGCUACGAUCUUAUUGGAAGCGGCAAACGCGCCGUCUCUGUGAUCGACGACCUACCACGAAUUCUUGUAUACGAAGAUGGUGCCACACGGAUGGUUCAUCUUAAGAACCUCAAUCUGCACUGCGCCAGUACGGCUGAGGAUGCAAUGGCUCUUCUGUUUCUGGGGGACACCAAUCGCGUGAUUGCCGAGGUAGGUUCUUUGCAUCCGUAUUAUGGCCUCUUUUACGCCAGAUAUACCAUGUAG
Messenger RNA from Dibothriocephalus latus, 448 nucleotides. The record is from the annotation of a GenBank genome assembly. Lineage: Eukaryota; Metazoa; Platyhelminthes; Cestoda; Diphyllobothriidea; Diphyllobothriidae.